Besnoitia besnoiti is the source of this 1536-nucleotide messenger RNA. RefSeq names its product sufB/sufD domain-containing protein. Lineage: Eukaryota; Apicomplexa; Conoidasida; Eucoccidiorida; Sarcocystidae. Bases 1 to 1536 code for a protein of 511 amino acids. Gene Ontology annotation, biological process: iron-sulfur cluster assembly. The transcript has 6 exons. The record is from RefSeq and is a predicted model, not a curated record.
AUGCAUAGAUAUAUCGGGAAGACGAGUCGCAAGUUUGACAGCGACUUUGCGAUUUACGACUACCGGAAGUUCGACUUUGGCAUGGCGAAGUUCUCUGCGCUGAAUCUCGCGAGCAUGAGCGACGCCGCUUGCAUCGUCUUGGGAGACGACCCGUGCUGCCGUCAAGAGGGGAAGGAAAGAAUCAAUGAAGAGAAACGCGCGCGCGGCGCGGCGAUCGUCGAGUCGCUCGUCGGCCGUGCAAGCGAGCCUCGCACCGCCGAAGUGAAAAAACUCGCGCAGAGCAGCGACGGCGCCCGCGCGGACGCGUCUGCCGCGCCGCACGAUCGGCGUACGCAGCCUGCUGGGAAGCAAAUCGGCGUUUCGCCGGCACGUCCGCUGGGCGAUGGAGCGGAAUACGGCGCUGAGGGGCGGCUCCCCGCAGCCGGGCGCGAGCGUCAGGAGGCCCUGCAGAAGGCAGGCGAAGCGAAGGAGAAGAUGACGCUCGAGUCCCUGAUCGACGCGAUGGAACAGAGCCAGGAGCGUGGGGCGGAGGCGACGAACGCGCGCGGAGAUGCGCUCUCGCAGAAACGAAAGGAAAUGAAGUUUCAGGUCCUCCACCUCGUCACCUCGGAUGACAUCGACCUGCUGCCCUACAUGCACCAGCGCGAGAAGGCCGCGGCCUCUGCGGCAGCCUCUGAGGCGGCAUCCGGGUUGGCCUCGGGGUCUGCGUCAGGCAUUCCUCUAAAGCCUCCUGCGCACCCGUUGAUCAAUCCCAGACUCGUGGUUCACGUGGGCAAGGGCGUGAACUGCACGCUGCAUCAGACGUUCGUCUCGCUAGUCGAUCUUCUCCCCGAGACCGAUCAGCAGAGGCUCCGGCGCGAGCGCGAGCGACAGGAGAAGGCCCGACCGGCUUAUAUGCGAGGGCGCGGCCGCGGAGGAUUCGUCAACUCGAACACGCGCAUUGUCCUCGAGGAAGGCGCCGAGCUGCACCACAUCUACGACCAGGAGCAGGCCGCGGACUCCUGGCAUAUCGAGAACCUCAGCGUGCAGAUGGACAGAAACAGCACUUACGUGCUCCGACACAUCGAUCUGGGCGCUCAAGCCGGCCGCUUCAACCUGCAGGUCGAAGGCGCGGAGUCGAGUCGCCACGUGUCGCUCGGUCUGGCUGUGCUGAAUCGCCAGCAGGAGCACGGCAAGUAUGAGAUGUUCCAUCAUUUGAAGCCUCGCGCCGAGACUUCGCAGGUGAUGAAGUCUCUGAUCGGCGGCAAAGCUCGCGCAGUCUGGCGCGGGCGCAUUCGCAUCGAGCGCGACGGCGUGGGGGCCGCCGCGGAGUCGCUCAACCGCGUAGUGCUGCUCGACGAAGGCUCGCGAUGCGUCGCGAUUCCAACUCUAGAAAUCAUCCCAGAUGACGUAGUCAAAGCAAACCACGGCGCGAUGAUUCGCGACCUCGACACGGAACCGCUAUUCUUCCUGAUGUCCCGCGGCAUCGACGAGUUGGAAGCGCGAAAAAUGCUCAUGAAGGCAAGUUCAGACUUGUCUCCUUUGAGAAUUACCUGA